UAAACCAAUAAUUCACACUCUCAAUCCUCUUAAUCUUUCAUUUGCAAGUAACUUCAUAAUCUCAUAGAAUUCUAAAAUGGCAAACCAAAUUUUGGUAUUGACAGUCCUAGCCAUGACAUGUACUCUGGUCAUUGCCUUUGAGCCUAGUCCACUGCAAGAUUUCUGCGUAGCUGACACUACUAGCUCAGUACCAAGAGUAAAUGGCCUACCUUGCUUAGACUCCAAGUUAGCACAACCUGACCAUUUCUUCUUCGGAGGGCUUCACCUUGCCGGAAACACCUCAAACCCUCUUGGAGUUAAAAUCACUUCAGUCAAUGUGGCUCAAAUUCCAGGACUCAACACCCUCGGCAUCUCACUUGCUCGUAUUGACUAUGCACCGUGGGGCGUUACCCCUCCUCACACUCAUCCUCGUGCCACUGAAAUUCUAACAGUCUUGGAAGGCAGUGUUGCUGUUGGGUUUGUGACCUCUAACCCCGACAACAAGCUCAUCUCUAAGGUGCUCAACAAGGGUGAUGUGUUUGUUUUCCCUGUUGGACUAGUUCACUACCAGCAAAAUGUGGGUAAUGGAACUGCCGUUUCACUCUCUUCUCUGAGCAGCCAAAACCCUGGAGUCAUCACUAUUGCUAAUUCAGUUUUUGGAGCGAAUCCCUCAAUUUCGGAUGAUGUUCUAGCCAAGGCUUUUCAGGUGGACAAAUCCAUAAUUAGUACUCUUCAAGCAAAAUUUUAGAUGAUUUUGUAGAAAAGAGUUUCGGGUUUGUAUCGGUAUGCAGUACUAGCCUUCUGUUUAUCUCACUGAUUUGCUUUCUUGAGUUAGAACUUAGAUUAGUAAUAGUGAGUACCCAAAUCUCCUUGAAAAUGUUUGUACUUGUACUUUAAAGUAGUCCUCAAUGUCAUAUUUUAUCUGGAUCUUGAUAUAAAUCGUCUCUUUCUUUCCAAGUUUACUAAAAA
Messenger RNA from Rosa rugosa (rugosa rose), 948 nucleotides. RefSeq names its product putative germin-like protein 2-2. Bases 77 to 727 code for a protein of 216 amino acids. The transcript is spliced from 2 exons. Gene Ontology annotation, molecular function: manganese ion binding. The record is from RefSeq and is a predicted model, not a curated record. Lineage: Eukaryota; Viridiplantae; Streptophyta; Magnoliopsida; Rosales; Rosaceae. Gene Ontology annotation, cellular component: cell wall.